Messenger RNA from Drosophila hydei, 1886 nucleotides. It is a transcript of the gene CCKLR-17D1, whose product is annotated as cholecystokinin receptor type A. Gene Ontology annotation, biological process: neuropeptide signaling pathway. NCBI's taxonomy places the organism in Eukaryota, Metazoa, Arthropoda, Insecta, Diptera, Drosophilidae. The annotation marks the transcript as partial. Gene Ontology annotation, cellular component: membrane. The record is from RefSeq and is a predicted model, not a curated record. Gene Ontology annotation, molecular function: neuropeptide receptor activity; gastrin receptor activity. The transcript is spliced from 7 exons.
GGCAGCAGCGACGGUGACGGCGACAACGACUUGGUGAUACCCUGCUACAGCAUCAUUCUGCUCUGCGCCGUGGUUGGCAAUCUGCUGGUGGUGCUCACCCUGGUGCAGAAUCGCCGCAUGCGCACCAUCACCAACGUCUUUCUGCUCAAUCUGGCCAUCUCGGACAUACUGCUGGGCGUGCUCUGUAUGCCCGUCACACUCGUUGGCACUCUGCUGCGCAACUUCAUCUUUGGCGAGUUCCUCUGCAAACUCAUUCAGUUCUCUCAAGCCGCCUCUGUGGCCGUCUCCUCGUGGACGCUGGUGGCGAUAUCCUGCGAGCGCUACUACGCCAUUUGCCAUCCGCUCAGAUCCCGCACCUGGCAGACGAUCAACCAUGCCAACAAGAUCAUCGCGUUCAUUUGGCUGGGCAGCCUGGUCUGCAUGAUGCCCAUUGCGAUAUUCAGCCAGCUGAUGCCGACCAGUCGCCAGGGCUUGCGCAAGUGCCGCGAACAGUGGCCCGUCGGCUCCUUGGGGUAUGAGCGCGCGUACAACAUCUUCUUGGACUUGGCGCUGCUGGUGCUGCCGCUGAUGGCUCUCAGCUUUGCCUAUCUGUGCAUCACGCGCACUCUCUAUGUGAGCAUGCGCAACGAGCGCGCCAUGAACUUUGGCAGCAGUGGCCCCGACGUCGGCCUCACCACCAGCAGCAGCAGCAACAACAACAGCUGCAGCGGCAGCCGUCGCGCCUUUGGCAGUUCCAACUAUCUGAUGCGCAUGCAGAUGCGGCAGGAGGCACUGGCCGCUGACAGUGCGGCACAGCUGGACAUGCUGCUGCAGCAGCAGCAGCAACAACAACAGCAGCAACAGCAACCAUGUGGAGCAGGCCAAUAUUAUUAUGCGGAUGGCUACGCACAUGGCGGUAGCAAACGUCGCUUGUUUGGCUCCUGCGAUGGACGGCGACAUCUUUACUGUAUGCGCAGUGCCUCGGUCAAGUCAGUGCGACAUCAGCAGCAGCAGCAGCAGCAGCAGCAGCAGCAGCAGCAGCAGCAACAGCAGCAGCUGCACCUCAGCGGAUCCGGCGACUGUUGCGGUCGACUACAGCGAAUGCGGCAACAGCAGCAGUUCUACAUGAGCUCAGGCAAGGAUGGAGAGAGACGCAAGUCGCUGUCCACGCCCAGUCUGCGCAUCACAGAGGCAACGCUGCGCAGAUCCAAUGAGAGCAAGAGCUUGGAGAGCAAGAAACGUGUGGUCAAGAUGCUGUUUGUGCUGGUGCUGGAGUUCUUCAUCUGCUGGACGCCGCUGUAUGUGAUCAACACAAUGACCAUGCUGAUCGGACCCGUGGUGUAUGAGUAUGUGGACUAUACGGCCAUUAGUUUCCUGCAGCUGCUGGCUUACUCCUCCAGCUGCUGCAAUCCCAUUACCUAUUGCUUCAUGAACGCCAGCUUCCGGCGCGCCUUUGUGGACACCUUCAAGGGCAUGCGGCUGUGCAACGGAGGCCGCUUUCGUUUCUGUCGACGGCGCUCCAACAACAAGACGAACUUGUCCGUUGCCGGAAAUUCGAUUGCACUGGCCAAUUCAGUGAUGUCUAGCCACACCAUACUGGAGAGUCCGCGGCUCUGAGGCAGUCGACGUCAGCAGACGUCUAUAAAAUUGCGUUCGCUGACGCGGAUGCCAGACAGGGAUAGGGACAGAGAUAGGGACAGGGAGAGCGUCCACAUGAGGGCGGGAUGUCGCACGAGCGUGGGGCUAAUGGAAACGGAGUCACUAUAGAGGACAACAGCUCCCUAAAGUAAAAGUAUGUGAUGUGCAUGAAACUGAAACUGUGGUUGUCAACGAUUCUACUCCAAGCGCUUCUCUUUGCUGGGUGGGCGAGAACACAUUCACAGUGAAUUAAUUUGAGCACUCCCGAC